Molecule: messenger RNA, 510 nt
Organism: Euleptes europaea (tarantolino)
Lineage: Eukaryota; Metazoa; Chordata; Lepidosauria; Squamata; Sphaerodactylidae
Product: zinc finger and SCAN domain-containing protein 31-like
Exons: 2
Coding region: 1-510 (169 amino acids)
Source: RefSeq, a predicted model, not a curated record
AUGAAAGGCUUUGCUGGUCAUGAAGAAGAAAGAGUUCCUAAUGCCACCAAGGCUGUGAAGAACAGGGGAUUCAGGGGACGAAGGGUGCGGAAGCCCCGGGGCGGAGGCACCAUCUGGCCAGAUGUCCAGCGCCAGCGUUUCAGGCAAUUCCCCUACCAGGAGGUCAAGGGGCCCAGAGAGACCUGCAGCCAACUCCACCGUCUUUGCCGUCAGUGGCUGAAGCCAGAAAGGCGCAACAAGAUGGAGAUGCUGGACUUGGUGAUCCUGGAGCAGUUCCUGGCCGUCCUGCCCCCGGAGAUGGCGAGCUGGGUCAGGGAAUGCGGGCCAGAGAGCAGUUCCCAGGCAGUGGCCCUGGCAGAAGGCUUCCUUCUGAGCCAGGCAGAGGACAAGAUGCAGGAAGAGCAGACCACUGAUUCCCCUGAGGCAGAGAAAAGUCCAUUGGACACCAGAAAAAGACCAGUUCUCAAUGGGACAUCACAAGAGGAUGAACACCUGGGUAAGACGAAUUGA